UACAAACAACAGUAUAAAUGCUGUCUGUCCGGAUGUCAACUAGAUCAGGAGCACACCUCUGUGAAGUUUUUCAAGGAGUUGUCAAGUACGGGGAGGACAGGUGUGGUGAAAUCGUCCUGGAGUGUGGAAACCGUCCAGGAGUGUGGAAACCGUCCAGGAGUGUGGAAACCGUCCAGGAGUGUGGAAACAAGACCGCUGUGUGGGAAUUGCAUGGUGGUGUUGAGGGGUGUGCAUUGAGACGGAAAUGUUUGCCUGCUAUUUGCAUUAAUUAUUAAAGCCAACAAACCUCAGCUGGCACAACCCUUUGCGUACAAAAGCUAUAAAACUGAAGGUGGAUCAGUAAUGACAGAACUGAGUUAGGCAGCUAAACUAAAACAGCUUCACAAGUUACCUAAAACUCAGCCAUAAAAGGACUACUAGUAACUUGCUUUUUAAAAUCCUAGACACCAACCCUCGGGAGAAGGUCAAGAAGACCCUUCUGAUAAAAAACACGGAUAUGUGACAAGCAACAGGAGAAGACCCAUCUGAUAAAAACCACGGAUAUGUGACAAGCAACAGAACUAACAGUUGACUGUCAAGAGGACAGGUGCAAUGGUUCGUGUGUUCCUGAUAGAGCCAGUGGUUGGGGUGUACGCCUUCUCCAUGUUCAUGCUCUACCCACUGAUCCAGCAGUAUGUCUACAGGAGGCUCACCGGCGCCCCCUACCCUGCCCAGCUGAACCACACUCACUGCUCCGACAGCAGCAACAACGUCAGCUCCAUUCACCAGGUGGUCCAGAAGGAGGCGACUCUGUUCCUUCUCUACAGUGAGCUGUGCUUCCUCUUCCCCAGUCUCCUUUCCUCCCUGUUCCUUGUCUCCUAUAGUGACCACAAAGGCAGAAAGGUGGCUCUGUUGCCCCCCCUGGUGGGUGAGCUCUUCUUUGCAAUGAGCUACGCCACGGUUUCCCACCUUUCGCUUAGCCUGAGUUACCUGCUGGUGGCCUCCUUCAUGACCGGGGUUCUGGGGGGACCUCCAGCUCUGAUGGGGGCCAGCUUCGCCUACAUAGCUGACCUGUGUGAGGGGAAGGAGGAGGGUGCCAAGGGGGGUGGGGACGGGAGGAGGGCUGGAGAUGGAGGUGGGAGGCGUUACCAAUGUGAGGAAGAUGGGAAUGGGGAAGACUGGUAUCAGAAGCGUGGAGGGGGUAUGGGGGGAGACGAAGGGACAGUUGGAGGAAUGAGAGAGAGAGAUCUAGAGGUUAGAGGGGGCCGUUUAGCCAGAGACCUAGAGGUUAGAGGGGGCCGUUUAGCCAGAGACCUAGAGGUUAGAGGGGGCCAUUUAGCCAGAGACCUAGAGGUUAGAGGGGGCCGUUUAGCCAGAGACCUAGAGGUUAGAGGGGGCCGUUUAGCCAGAGACCUAGAGAGCGAUGGAAAAAGAGACGAAGAGGCUGCAGGGUGGGGUAAGGGUGGAGGUCGUACUGUGCGCAUGGCGGGCCUGGACAUGCUGUUGGGGGUUCUGUCGGGCCUGGCAUCUCUCUGUACCGGGUUCUACAUCCAGGCAGCUGGGUUUACCUUGCCAUUCAUCACUGCUGGGGUGCUGCAUCUGAUGAAUCUGCUGUACACGGCGGGGGUGCUUCAGGAAACUGUGGUUACACCUUCAUCAACCUCCCUGUCCUCAUCAGCACCCACACCUUUUGAGGGCAGGUCAGGCUACAUGCUCCAGCGAGAUGCACUGAUUGGUCGGUUGCAGGGUGUGUACCUGCUAUUCGCUGCGUCGUCGCAGAGAAGAAACACGGUCCUGGUUCUGAUGCUGGCAGCCUUCUCCCUCUAUAAGGUGUCUCUGCUGGGUGGAAUGUCCAUUUUCAUCCUGUAUGAGCUGAAUGCCCCUCUGUGUUGGAGCGAGGUGUUGGUGGGCUACGGUUCAGCCCUGACUACCCUCAUCUACCUGGCUAGCUUUGCUGGGGUCUUGCUGCUGUCCCGCUGGCUCAGGGACGGAUACACCAUUCUACUGGGGCUGCUGUCUGUGGCCUCAGGUUUGCUGAUGGCUGUCUUUGCCAAAGACACCCUGCUCAUGUUCCUCGUGCGACUGCCGCUUCUUCUGUCCAUCAUGCCCACUCCUGUCCUCAGGUCCAUGAUGUCAAAGAUAGUACUGAGCUCUGAACAGGGUGCCUUGUUCGCAUGUGUGGCCUUCGUGGAGAUGCUGAGUGUUGGAGUCGGCUUCACUGUGUCCAGUAGCGUCUAUGCUGCCACCGUUUCCUGGUUCUCUGGAUUCAGCUUCCUGCUGGCUUCAGCCUUGACCCUCAUACCUGCCAUUCUAAUUGGGGUCGUAAUGUGUCUGCGUCUGGACAAGGAGGAAGAGGCCAGGCGGCUGACAGCUGAGGAGGAUGGGAGCAGUGGCCAGUCACUACAGCUGGAACACACUGGAACAGCAGCUAGCUGAUAUCCUCUCUUGACUGCAAUAACCCCUUCCCUGUCCACCCAUUCUAUACCCUGUCCCCUCCUCUACCCGUUCUAUACCCUGUCCUCUCCUCUACCCUUUCUAUACCCUGUCCUCUCCUCUACCCGUUCUAUACCCUGUCCUCUCCUCUACCCG
Molecule: messenger RNA, 2568 nt
Organism: Esox lucius (northern pike)
Lineage: Eukaryota; Metazoa; Chordata; Actinopteri; Esociformes; Esocidae
Product: solute carrier family 46 member 3
Exons: 10
Coding region: 592-2415 (607 amino acids)
Biological process (GO): vacuolar transmembrane transport
Cellular component (GO): lysosomal membrane
Molecular function (GO): transmembrane transporter activity
Source: RefSeq, a predicted model, not a curated record